Molecule: messenger RNA, 2764 nt
Organism: Austrofundulus limnaeus
Lineage: Eukaryota; Metazoa; Chordata; Actinopteri; Cyprinodontiformes; Rivulidae
Product: interleukin-17 receptor D
Molecular function (GO): protein binding; interleukin-17 receptor activity
Source: RefSeq, a predicted model, not a curated record
GAGAAAUAGUCAUAAUAUUAUGAGGAAAAAGUCGUAAUAUUACAACAUUAGUCAUAAUAUUAUGAGAAUAAAGUCGCAACUUUAUGAGAAAUAACGUCAUAAUACUAUGACAUUACAGUCGUAAUAUUGCGAGAAAAAAAGUCAUAAUAUUAUGAGAAUAAUGGUGUAACAUUACGCAAAAUAAAGCUGUAACAUUACGAGAAAAAAGACAUAACCUUUACAUGAAAAAGCUGUGUUACUACUGCAUUAAAAUAAGGAAUGUUGGAGAAAAUGAGCAAAAAAUCAGGACCGGAAAAUGGAUUUUAUGUCUUUAUCAUAAUAUUAUGACUUUUUUUCUUGUAAUAUUACAACUUUAAUCUCAUAUUGAUACGACUUUAAUCCCAUAAUAUUAUAACUUUAAUCUCGUAAUUGAAAAAAAAGAAAAUCUUGUUGUGUGGCCCAAUACUCUGUAAGUAAAUAACUCAGAAAUACUAAGAAAAAAAAGUGUUGUAUCGUCUGUACUUAAUAAACACGACUGUGACUAAUUGGUUUUUGUUUCUCAAAGUGUUUACGGUGAGUUUAGGGUUUCUGGUUAAACCGUUCGAUCCUGCAGGAUAAAAUCUUCUGGCAGUGUAAGUGUCAGAACACGCUGAGGAGAAACUCUCAAGCUGCUCGUCUCUGUCUGUGGCCCCGGGACACCACUCCCUUGCGUGUCCCUCCUCCCAGUUUUUUUUUUUUUUGUACUUUUGCACACAGUUAAAAACAAUCUUGUUGUCAGUUGUCUUGGGGAAACGUCAUGCUGGCAGCGGCAGCAUGUGGAGGGCAGUUGUAGUUUUGUUCCAGCUUUGGGCUCUCGCUCGGCCGGACGCUGCAGCUGUGGCCCCUCAGGACUGCAGUCUGGAAUGUAUCCGUCAGGGAUCACCUUCCUGAGAGGCUUUCAGGUUUCGGUUCAGGCUUUGGGAAGCUUCACUUUCUCCUGUCAGCUGUUCCUCUUUCACCGGAACGUUUCCCUCUCACCAUCAGACACUCAAACGUUGUACAAGUCUGACCCGUUCACCGGCCUCUCCCUGGGAUCCCAGUACGCUGUAACGGUCAUGGCUCUGCCAGUUCCGGAGCAAUGGGAGAAGUUUUAUCAGACCAAGUUCUUCUCUACUCGCUCUUGUGCAGAGAAGAACGGUCUUGAUCAGUGCAAACAAGACUGGUACCCGAAACACGUUGAGGUCCAGCAGGAAGGGUCGGUCAUCACGGUGACCUUUAACUUGGCUCCACCCAGCCUGGGCAUCAGGAGCUACUUCUGUCUGUGUUACGCCAGCGGCAUGAAGAAGUACACCGACGUAGAACCUGAUCUCUCCGUAAACAAAACUCAUCACUGCCUUCAGCUGACUGGCCUUCGAGAAGGAGUCACCUACUCUUGUGAGAUUGGAGCAAAUGAAAUCGACGCAGUGAGGAAAACCUUCAAUUUUCACGUCCUCCCCACCCAGAAAGAUCCUCCACCCUCAGAGGAUGCCUCCGACCCCGCCUCCCUGGCCAUGGUGGUCCCACUGUGUCUAGUUGUGGUCUUCAUACUUGGACUCUCACUGGCUGCUCUCAUUCGUCUGAAGUCCAAGACGCACAGGAAGAAUCUUGAAAUAAAACCAGAAGUUAUUAGGCUGCAGGAAGAGAAUGAGACUAAAGAGGAAGUGAUGUCAUUGCCCAGAGCCCGGCUGACUCCUCCACGUCUUCUGAUUUGCUACAGCAGCUGCGACGAGCCGUGUCACGUUAACGCUGUCGUGCAUUUAGCAGCCUUCAUACAGCAGCACAUGGCAACUCAGGUGUGCCUGGACCUUUGGGACUCUCUGAGCAUCGCUGAGGAGGGCAGCAUGGCCUGGCACUGCCGACAGAUCCGGGACAGCGACUUCAUCCUGGUGAUGUGCUCUCAGGGGUUCGGCACACGUCGUGACCCCGUAGAGCCAGGGAACAACGAAGAAGACGACGAGGAGGAGGAGGCGGCGGGUUUGCGGUCACAUUCCCACAUUUCCGAGGCAGUCGUCCGGCUUAUUGGAGAAGAGGUGGGACGUACCAAAGCCAGGGGCCGGGACUUGUCCAGGUACAUGGCGGCUGUUUUUGAGUACUCCGAGGAAAUGGACAUCCCCACCGAGCUGAGGCUGGUGUCUCACUACAAGCUGACGAGGGACCUACCGCUGCUCUUCUCUCACCUCCAUGGAAUGGCCCUGCACAGACCGGGGAGUUACCUGAAGAUAAACCACAUCACAGAGGAGGGGUUUGCUUCUGUACCUGCAGGAGCUGCUCUGCAGAGGGCGAUCCAUGAGGCUGGGAUGGUCAUGAGGGCAAAAAGACCGAGUGACUGAGGAGAUAUUUAAUCCACAUCAUCAUGGGUGUUGUCAGCUGAGAAAACAUUAGCUCCUAAAUAUAUGUAACUAUGCACUACGACUUGUGUAUAACACACUUUCUGCAUCCAGUUUAUAUCAACAGAACAUUUUCUGAAAAAGUGUCUUGUUAUUUAUGUUUUGUAAGAAGCUGCUAUGUUUACACUUUAUGUUGUUAGUCUGUGAAAUUACUUUUUGAGAAUAACAAAUUACAAAAAUAAUACAGUUUUGUGUUUACAGCCAUUUAUCUGUAUGCAUUUCAGUCGUCUAAAAAUGAAGAUAUCUUAGCUUCUGUAUUUUUAUGCUAAAGUGAGGUCACAGAUAUAUUUAAAUUGCAUUGUAAUAUACAGAAUUUCAUUUUUUUUAAUGAAACACUUUUCUUUGUGUAUUAAGCAUCUAUUAAAGCAUAUAGAAAACAA